Dermacentor silvarum is the source of this 1639-nucleotide messenger RNA. RefSeq lists its product as uncharacterized. The transcript is spliced from 6 exons. The record is from RefSeq and is a predicted model, not a curated record. Bases 101 to 1285 code for a protein of 394 amino acids. NCBI's taxonomy places the organism in Eukaryota, Metazoa, Arthropoda, Arachnida, Ixodida, Ixodidae.
GGAAUACUACAGAGAGUGAGUAUCCGUUCUGCACUCAUGGGAUUUGUGGUAGUGUAUUAGUUCCGGCACGUACGCUGGAGCGUUGUACGUUACGUAACACAUGUGCUUUUUCUGCAGCUAUUUGAGGAUGCCCCCGCGCUCCUUCGACACGUUAUUGGAACUUCUGAAGCCAAGGAUACAGAAAAGUGACCCAAACUACCGAAAAGCGAUUCCUCCAGAGCACCGGCUAGCGCUAGCUGUCAGGUUCUUGGCUGCAGGAGAGACGCUGCGCUCCUCAUCUUUCAAUUUUCUAUCUGGCCGCUCCACGGCUUGCGUGAUUGUCGCCGAAGUAUGCCAGGCCAUUUGGGACGUCCUCGGGCAGAUUUACGUCGCACGACCGUCAACUCCAGGCGAAUGGCUAAAGGUUGCGAGAGAGUUUGAGGACAAGUGGGACAUGCCACAUUGCCUCGGUGCGAUAGAUGGAAAGCACGUGAAUGUCGAGUGUCCGGCAAACUCUGGAAGCAGAGACCGCAACUACAAAAAUGCGUUCAUCAAGUCACUGCUCGCAUUGAGCGACGCCAACUACAGCUUCCUGUACGUUGAAAUCGGCCACCAUGGAAGCGAAUCAGAUGGUGGAAUCUUCAGCAGGAGUAAUCUACAAAUGAAAAUUCUUGACAGCACUCUUGGCCUUCCUGCAUGUGCAAAUCUUGGAAGGAUAGGCGACAUUCCUUAUUUUUUCGUAGGCGAUGAAGCCUUCCCUUUGAAGACUUACAUGAUGAGGCCGUAUUCCAAAAAAAGUCUUCACCCUCUUCUCUCAGGAAGCUCAUCUACAGUGCAACCGUGCUGUGCAGACAGCAGCGCAACCACACAAUUUGAGGAGUUGCAGCAGAAAAGAAUAUUUAAUUACAGGUUAAACAGGGCUCGCAGAGUUGUUGAAAAUGCCUUCGGCAUACUGGCACAGAGAUGGCGGAUCCUUCGCCGGCCUUUCAAGGCAAAGGAAGCUAACAUCAGGAGGAUAGUGUCUGCAUGCGUAGUGCUCCACAACUUCCUUUUGAAGGAAUCACCCGACUCAAAGACCAUGUACUGUCCUCCGGGUACCACCGACACUGAGGACUGGCAAGGCAACCUGACUGAUGGGAGCUGGAGGGCUGAUGGCACAGAUGGUGGAGCUCUGGUCACCUUGCACGGUGCAGGUUGCCACUCGGCCAGGGUUGCUUAUGCCAUUCGCGACAAACUGUCAAGAUAUUUAAUCACAGAUGGCAGGGUGCCAUGGCAGGAGAGCCAUGUGAAAGACUGCAGAUGGUAACAACCGUGCAUGUAAGAUCAUGCUUUAUUCAAUGAACCACUAUGUAACAUGAAAAUUAUUGCAGCAUGAAAUGGAGAAAUGUAAACAAUGUGUGGAUAAACUACAUACUAAUGAGUUUCAUUUCUUUUUUCUCUUGAUUCUUUGAUUUUGCUGUGCACUAAUUCCUGCACAUCAUGCAUUGUGUCGAGUUGCUCGUCAAGCGAUAAAGUGCGCAUCAUGCCAACUAUAGUAAAUGCGAAAUGAUACAGCAUGUCUUUUUGCUGCUCUUUUUGUUCACGUGAUGCUUUCAGAUGGCUGAGGCAUUCAGAUGCCAUGACCAUGCUGGCAGCAGUGUCUUCAGAUGGCCUGCAAGUG